Tyto alba (common barn owl) is the source of this 2494-nucleotide messenger RNA. It is a transcript of the gene MGARP, whose product is annotated as mitochondria localized glutamic acid rich protein. Gene Ontology annotation, biological process: anterograde axonal transport. Gene Ontology annotation, cellular component: mitochondrial outer membrane; mitochondrion. The record is from RefSeq and is a predicted model, not a curated record. Bases 133 to 882 code for a protein of 249 amino acids. The transcript is spliced from 7 exons. Lineage: Eukaryota; Metazoa; Chordata; Aves; Strigiformes; Tytonidae.
CACCAGCGGCGGCCCCGCCCCGCCGCACCGGGGAGGGGCGGGGUCUCCUGCCGUGGCCGCAGCCCCGCGCUGUCCAGCACGCCGGGGUGCCCGCUCCGCGCUUCUCCGCGCCGCUCCGCGCCUCCCGCCGCCAUGUAUCUCUGCAGGGCCGCCUCGCAGGCGCUGGCUUCUCGCCUGAGCAGGGCUCCCUCUGCUGCGAGCCGCCUCAAGCAGCGUGCACCUCUCCGUCAGAUGUCAUCUGGGAGUGUUCCUGGCUCUUCUGGAGAGAACAUGAUUUACUAUCUCCUUGCUGGUGUUGCUGCUUUUGGUGGUUUAUUUUAUGCCUACAGAGUAGUCAGUUCAUCUCGCAGCAACUAUAUUGAACACAUGAAUAUUCUUCAAGAGAGAGCUGAGGGGCGGAAAAACAAACCCGGGUCAAGCAAGGGUGAUGAAGAAGAGACGGCUGAAGUCACUGAAGCAGAGGCAGCCACAGAAGAGGCUGAUGCAGUCACUGCUGCUGGACCUGCAGCAGAGGAUGAGAGUGCUGGGGUAUCCCCAGAAACUGGAGGGGAGAAUGAUUUAUCAGCUCCGGAUGCAUCCCCUGCUGUGGAGGAGACACAGCAGGAAGCUGCUGCUAAUUCAGAAGCUGCUGCUAAUUCAGAAGCUGCUGCAGUGCAAGAAACUGUGAGUGAAGUCUUGGAUGUUGCAGCUUCUUCUGCCCAUGAGGAAAACUUAGACAGUGUCAAGGAAGGAGUAGCCUCAGCAGCUCAAGAGAUUUCUGACACAUCCUCAAGGAGCCAGGACGUUGAUGCUGAGGAGUCGGGGCAAGCUCCAGAAGGUGCAAGAGUACAGCUGGUUUCUGUGGAGGAGAAGACACCUGAAGAAGUUGCUAAGGAACCCUAAAGUAAGCAGUGCUGAAGCCUUUGAAAAGUUUAAUGGAAAUAUUUGUGGCAAUCAAGCAGAUGAUUCCUGUGUGAAACCUCAUACUCUUCCUCGGAGACGUAAAAGAAAUUGUGCAGUUUGUCAUACCACACACUGCCCAUUAGAACCAGUACUCAUUGUUGCAACACACAACCUAAUACGAUUUAAGUUGGUUAGAGACGCUUCUGUGAUUAACAUCUCUGCUUUAGAAAGUAGCAUCCAGUAAUAAGUGUCAAAGCACCACCCAGCAUGUAAUAAAUACAAGUGCUAAGAGAAGCAGUAGACUUAACCAAAACCAUGUCAGGUGAACUCGUUCUAGGUCUUUAUUGUCUUGUUAUGUACAUUGAUUUCUUUUGGUCCAAACUGAGGUGCAUAAUUAUACCAUUGUAACAUUCCAUGCUAAAAUAGAAGUAAAAGGUUUUAACUAAGUGAAAAUCUUAUAAAAAUUACCUGUUAGUAUUUUUAAAUUGGGUCAUGGGGAAAAUAACAACCUUAUUUGCUCCCAAGUCUGGAUUAGCAAGUAUAAGCAUAGGACAUUUUGAAGUAUAAGAUCUAAUGUUCCCCCUGCAUAAACAUCUCAGAUGCUACCCUUCCUGGCACAAUAAUAUCCAGGAGUAAACAUUUUUAAGGCUCCUGUUUUGAGAACAAAACCCGUUUGCAAGUGGUAGCAAUAGGUACUUUAUAGCAUGAAAAUCAGAACACCCCCAGUUGAAGUUAUCAUCAUCGACCAAAGCGGUGGCUCCUACCUUGGGGCUGCUGGGCGCUGUUCCCACCAGACCUCGUGCAGCUUGCUGUGCAGCUUGCUGUAGCCUUUCUGUGUUGUCUUGUCUCAGCAGUGGCAGGCAGCAGCGGCAUACCAACGCAGAGGUUUGAGAGAACACUCUUGUACAGCUCAUGAGCAGUUUAGGCUAUGGUAAAGCUCCUCUCCAAGCGCUUGCAGGUGGCCAGCAGAAUCCCCAUGGAAGGCUAUGCCACAGGCGUUCAAAUGGACAGGUAUUCUUGGGGACUAAUAAGGAACAGGAUAGCUAAAUAAUUUUGUCUUGUUAGUAUUAUCUUAAUAAAAUUAUCUAUCAUGAAUAAUGGGUUUGCAUGACACUGUUCUAACACUCCAUUGUGCUAUGGGCACGUGCAUGAGAGUGAAUCUACUACAGCACUUUUACUGAGACCCCCACCUGCUAAAAAGCUUUACAGCCAUCGCAGAAUGGCGAUAAUUCUAAACCAGGGCAAAUAAGGUAUAUUAUACACAAUGUAUAUAGGAAGUGUCAAUUAUAAGGUGUACCUGACUGCUUUCUCUUCAAGCAGAAGUUUGGAAACAUGUUGAAAGGGAAAUGACAGCAUUAUGACAUUCCCACCCUGGCACAAAGCAACACAUGCUCCUUCCCCCAUUGUAAAGUAAAUUAUAAUAGUGUUCCAACAGAAAUACAGCUUAUUGCCCCUGUACCUGCUUGGGAAUAACUGGAAUAAUGCAGAGGCAAAAUCAGGCUCCUGAGCUUCAAGAAGCCAUACCACAGCCUUCUGCUUAGAGGAUAAAGCCACUGCGAUUAAAAGCAAUUUUUGUAGACAAAGCUACUGGAAUAAAAGUCUUAGACUGGCA